Cyanistes caeruleus (blue tit) is the source of this 3489-nucleotide messenger RNA. Lineage: Eukaryota; Metazoa; Chordata; Aves; Passeriformes; Paridae. The record is from RefSeq and is a predicted model, not a curated record.
GUGAAUAACACUGAAGACCCUCAAGAGGCUUUGUAACGUCCCAUCCUCAUGUAAAGUAUGCUCAGAACUUUUCCAGUAGUCUGGAAGCAUGUUGGACUUCACUAUUAAAAUCACCACUUAAAAUUGUAAAGAUCUGGUUCACAGCAGGAGAGCAGUCUGGAGAGAUGUAAAGCAGAGUAAGUUACUCACCCAAGUGGCAAAACGACUGGGUUUGCUCACUGCCAGCAUCCAUUAAAAUGAUUUUAUCAGCAGAGAAUUUCAGAGAAUAAGUGGAAGAGCAGCUUGUGUAGAGCAGUGAGUCGGGGUUUGGGGCUCUUUAACCAGCUGAGAAACUUGAAGCCUCCUGGAGAAAUGAUGUGUUGAUAUUCUGCUCUCAGCUUGCCUCCUCUAAUUUGUGUAGCGCCUGCUGGAAACCAUGUCUCACUACACAGACGAGCCAAGAUUCACCAUAGAGCAGAUCGACCUCCUGCAGCGCCUGAGACGCACGGGAAUGACCAGGCAUGAGAUCCUGCACGCCCUGGAAACCUUGGACCGUCUUGACCAAGAGCAUAGCGACAAAUUCGGGAGAAGGUCUGGCUACGGAGGCGGCUCCUACAGCAACAGCACCAACAACGUCCCGGCGUCUUCCUCGACGGCCACGGCUUCCACGCAGACCCAGCACUCCGGGAUGUCCCCAUCCCCAAGCAACAGUUACGACACCUCCCCACAGCCUUGCACUACGAAUCAGAACGGGAGGGAGAGUAACGAGAGGUUGUCUGCCUUCAACGGGAAGAUGUCACCCACCCGCUACCCCCUGGCCAACAGCCUGGCCCAGAGGUCCUACAGCUUCGAGGCUUCCGAGGAGGACUUGGACAUCGACGACAAAGUGGAGGAGCUGAUGAGGAGGGACAGCAGUGUGAUAAAGGAGGAAAUCAAAGCCUUCCUCGCCAACCGGAGAAUUUCCCAAGCAGUUGUUGCACAGGUAACAGGUAUCAGUCAGAGCCGGAUCUCCCAUUGGCUGUUGCAGCAGGGGUCGGACCUGAGUGAACAGAAGAAAAGGGCAUUUUACAGAUGGUACCAGCUUGAGAAGACAAAUCCUGGGGCUACACUAAGCAUGAGACCCGCUCCCAUCCCAAUAGAAGAGCCAGAAUGGAGACAGACGCCUCCCCCAGUCACAGCUACCUCUGGGACCUUCAGACUACGGCGAGGCAGUCGGUUCACGUGGAGAAAGGAGUGCCUGGCUGUUAUGGAGAGUUACUUCAAUGAGAAUCAAUAUCCCGACGAGGCAAAGAGAGAAGAAAUUGCCAACGCCUGUAACGCAGUUAUACAGAAACCAGGUAAAAAGUUGUCGGAUUUGGAGCGAGUUACCUCCCUCAAAGUGUACAACUGGUUUGCCAACAGGAGGAAGGAGAUCAAGAGAAGAGCCAAUAUCGAAGCAGCAAUCCUGGAGAGCCAUGGAAUAGAUGUACAGAGUCCAGGAGGUCAUUCCAACAGCGACGACGUGGACGGCAACGAUUACUCGGAGCAGGACACUUGGCAAGUCCGCAACGGGGAGGAGGAGGGACGAUGUUCCGAGGGAGGCAGAGAAGCAGAGAAGGUAGAAGAAGACAGGAGGAUCUGCUCCAAACAAGAUGACAGCACUAGCCAUAGUGACCACCAAGACCCCAUUUCCUUAGCCGUGGAGAUGGCAGCAGUCAACCACACCAUCCUGGCGCUGGCCCGGCAAGGAGCCAACGAGAUCAAGACAGAGGCUCUGGACGACGACUGAUGCCAAGAAAGGGGAGGGUCAAAGCAAGAAGUAACUUAGUUUUAGACGUAGCACCUUAGCAGACUUUCCUCGGUCCUUAAUAUGUGUUCUUACAGUAUAACUUUGCAGUUUCUUGUACGUCAGUUAGCUGUUAGGGUCUUGUUCUGUGAAGAUGGCAUGGUGCCCUCAGCCUUUGCAUAUACUCUCUCAGUAUUAAUUCCCAGUAAAUAAUCAAUCAACCAACCAACCUCCCUCUCCCGGCCCCCAGUGGCUAGAAAGGUAAAAUCAAAAAACAAAAAAACAAAAAAACAAAAUAAUCAAAAAAAAGAAAAAAAAAAAGAAAAAGAAAUAUAUCUUGCUGCUCUGUCUUAGCAUUCAAAGUGCUUCCAGGUAUUUUAGACAGCCCUCAAUUACAAGUCUUAGGCUACACUUAAAAUCUUGGAUAACCUUAGAGAUGGUGUUGAAACCGAUAGUCCGUACGCUUACCCUGCCCUGAGACUGGAAGGAUGCAAGCUGAGGUAGUGGCACAGGGUGGAUGGACACCAGACCGGGAGUAUCAACAGAGAGUAAAAAGAACACUUAGAAACCCCACUCCAGCAUGGGAAUAAAUGAUUUCCAGCUGCAAUAAGCCGUGCCUCACUGGUCAUACAGUGACUCCGUUUACUUCCGGGUGCUGUGCUGAGAAUGUCCAUUGGAAACACAUUCCCACAUUUCGGUUGAUGCUCACAUAUUCAACACAGACAUCCUCUACUCUCACAAGCUGCCUGGCUUAGUGGAGAAGUGCUGCCUUCUGCCUCUGGGACCAUGGUUGAAGCCCAGCCUGGGAUCAAAUGAAAAAUGAGCUGAAUGUCUAAUGGACAACAGUCCACUUCUCAGAACCACUGCGCGUUCUUGGCAUGGCUGGCAGUGCCUGCUCAGAAGAGGUCUAGACUCUUACCCAUCUGUCAUUAACAAUUUCACCUUUAAUUCCUCCUCUCUCACCUUUUCUGUCCCCACCCUACUCCCCUCUCCACUUUGCCACUUUCGAAAGCAAUGUUUUCCAGGAAGGUUGUUAAGGUCCUGAAAUGGGUGAGUGGAUUUUCACACGCCUGUGUAAGUAAUGCCUACGUCCCGACUAGCCUGAAAGGUUACUGGAGAAUUCGACAUCUGACCUUUGCUAGAUAACCAUCAGAGCAUAAAUAUUCUCCUAAAUACGAACUUUUUUUUGUUGGUUUUGAGGCAGGAGGAUCUCUUACCUGAGAAAUGGGGUGUGAAUGUUUUGUGUUCUCUUUACUCUGUCUUUGUUAAGGUGUGAGAAAGCUAUACUGCUACGAGCAAUUUAAUUAAUAAUUGGAAGCCAUACUGAUAAUGGAUGUGGUAAUAUUUGUAAAGCAAACCUACUCUAAGUAGCAGGAACUAAUGGAAUUGUUUUCCUUGAUCAUAUGUAGCACUUUUGUUACUUUUUUCUUAAAGAUAUUUAUAUUUGAUAAGUCUUUUUUUUAUCAUUUGAGAAUUCCAAAUACCAAACAGCAAACUUGCAUUACAGAGUCACCCUGCGAUCACCUUGUCAUCUAGUAUCUAAAUGAUGAACUGUGUGUGCAUCUAAGAAAAUUACAUCUGCUAGCAUUGUGUGGAAAUGAUCUCCUGGCAUCCUGAUAAAAUGAUAUGUUGCUGCCGGUAAGAGGAAACAUUUUGAUGGAAACAGCACGAGAAGCGUUAGAGACGGGCAGGGCUGUGUUACAUUAACAGAGAACAAAUUAAAAACCUACGGAAAUUUUUGUGUA